Messenger RNA from Schistosoma rodhaini, 5857 nucleotides. Lineage: Eukaryota; Metazoa; Platyhelminthes; Trematoda; Strigeidida; Schistosomatidae. The record is from the annotation of a GenBank genome assembly.
AUGAUUGCAUAUCGUAUUUCACAGCGGAAUUUCAAACAGAUUGUAAAAAUGUUACGACUGGCGCUAGUGCAAAUGUUUGUGGGUGCAGAUAAACCUGCCAAUAUAAAACGUGCUUCUGAAUUAAUUAGUCGAGCUGUGUCUGAGCAUUCACCUCAUCUUGUAUGCUUACCAGAAUGCUUUACCUCCCCUAUUGGUGCAAAAUAUUUUGGACCCUAUGCGGAAGCUGUUCCAAACGGUCCAUCAUGCCAAAUGCUAUCAGAUACUGCUAAAUUACAUAAAAUAUGGCUUGUCGGUGGUUCUAUUCCUGAACGUGGACCUGAUGGCAAGUUGUAUAACUGUUGUGCAACAUACAAUCCAGAUGGUGAACUAGUUGGCUUAUAUCGUAAAUUACACUUAUUUGAUAUUGAUAUACCAGGUCAAUUUGCAUUUAAAGAAUCCGCUUCACUUAGUUCUGGCAAAGAAACAUUCUCUUUUGAAAUACCUUUAAAAAAUUCUGAAAAUAAAAUUUCAGUAAUACGUGUUGGAAUUGGUAUAUGUUAUGAUAUACGUUUUCCAGAAUUAUCACUUCUAUAUGCUAAUCAAUUAGGAUGUCAAUUACUUUUAUUCCCUGCUGCAUUCAAUCCUAAAACUGGAUCUUUACAUUGGGAGUUAUUGGGUAGAGCACGUGCUUUAGAUACACAAUGUUAUGUUGGAAUGUGUAGUCCAGCCUGUAAUCUAGAAUUAGACUAUAUAAGUCAUGCUGAAUCAUUGAUCACUUCACCAUGGGGUAUAGUUAUAGCUAAAGGUGGUAAAGAGGUAAGUAUUUGAUGAGUAUUACUGAUAAUCAUUCAUUGUAUUUCAUAAUUCGUUCAAAUUUAAAAGCUUUUGUGAUUAAUUUUAUGAAAGUAAACUACUGAUGGAUUUUUGUAACCUAGUGAUGGCAACAAGUUCUAAAGAGUCAGCCACACAUAAGUAACAUAGAACCUGUGCAUCGAUUCACGUUGUCACACCAUACUGUAUUAUCCCAGAAAGAUGGAUGAGAUAAUCUGGAAAAAUGUCAUAUUAAUUGAAAAUAUUCAGUAUAGACAUUAUGAUUCUGGAGUAAAAAGAGUAUAAGAUAGUUUUAAACCUCAAAAUCCUAGAUGGAAGACAAUGAUUGCAUGCGUUUGUGUGAUUGUGAUCGAUUCUAAGCCAUAUUAUCUGAUGUUUGUAACUACUGGUCGCAAUUAUCGUGUGGAACUCAACUACGUGAUUUAAAUCGAUCAACAGGAUUUUAGUUUGCGCUUUCCUGGUCUUCUUACAACCUGAUCAUACACAGGUAAAUAUCGCAAGUCAUAGUAGGCGGUGGUUGGAAAAGGAAACAGUCAUUAUCAUACUAUGAAAUUAUACACUCUAGCGUUUUCUUGUAUUGACUGUCAGGCAGAAAAAACCGGAUGAUUACUCUUGGAAGUCUAGAGAUUGCCUCAACCGAAUUAGUUUAUCUUGAGGACAAUAGGCAAUUCAAUUAUUUGGAACCCUAUUCCCCUGACGAGUUCAACUUAAAAUUAAGAUAAUGUAGUAAGAAGGUACAGAUAUAUUAGCUUCGUACAUUUUGAAUGGUCUGAUCACUCGUAUGCUUGUCAAGAAUAGUUAUAUAUGGAAAGUAAAAGGAAACAAUGACAAUUAAAGAAAAGAAUACUUAAAAAAACGAAAAACUCAUCACGCUGUAUACUAAAUCGAUAUUACCAGGGUAGGUCUUUAAUAUUGAAAACAGAGUGUUUCUGUAUACAUAAAGGUGGGGGGUUGAAUUUUAAUAUGGCCAAGGCCUCAAUAAACUCUAGACAACUUUUAUACAAAACUACAUAGCCUCAGUUAAGAUCAGUCUGAUGACCUGUUUCUACUAUAUGUUUAAUUUUAUUUCUUUCAGUAACCACUUUGAUACAUGUUCAGGGACCUAACUUGCAAGUCACGGUUGCUCUUCAUGUAUAUAUGGUCGUAAACAUGUAAAUUGUUGAACAUCCUGGUUUGUGACGCGAUCGUUUAUAUGCCAUUUAGGUUUCCAGUAAAAUGUUGACUUUGUUUUUCCAAUGAUAAUAACCCUUGUUGCACAGUAUAUUUUAUUAACAGCUGACUUGAGCCUAUUUCACUCACUUUCGAAUGGUAGGGUGACAUAGACAAGCUUUUGUAUGUUACGUUUUCAUAAUUUACUUUGAAUAAAGUUUAAUUGUUAUUGCUCAGUAAUCUCACAUCAUGUCCUUCGUUUUUAUACUGCCUUUCAUUGCACAGUCUCCUUAUCGGUUCACUUGAUAUCAGAGGAACUGUAUAUCAUCGUUUAAUCGACCUGGUAAAACUCUCAGUCAAUAAUUUGUUUUUUAUCUCCAAUAAUUUCGGUCUGAGAGUAGAGAGUAAAAAAGAUUCCGUAAAGUGGUUGAUACUCUGUAAGUAUUCACAAUUUGCUGUCACUGUAUGUUACCAGAUCAACUGAAUCCCACUAGUUUACUUGAUCGGCACAAUAUACUGUAAAUUAACUUAAGACUUCACUAAAGAUGAUGCUGUUUUGCCUAAGAAAACUUACACAUUGUGUUGUUUGGCAUCUAACUCUUGUUCAUUUUAUUCACAAGUGUAUUUGUUCCGUAGUUCAUGGCAUUUUUGGCAUCAUAGAUCACUACUUGUAACUGGGAUUGGACAGUUGAAAUGUGUCGUUAAUUUGUCAGCACUUUUUGUUCAAUUACAAAAAGAACUUACUCAGCAUCACUGUAUAUUACUUAAGUGACGUAGAUGUGUUUUCGAAUGAUCUAUUUAUAUUGUUUGUUUCUAAAGUACCCUGUAAUUAUGUUACUUUUGUCGUCAUUGAAUUUGUAGGAGGAAAUAAUAACAGCCGAUCUAGACUUUUCCGAAUUGAAAUGUGUUCGUGAAAGUAUUCCAAUCGGUCGACAACGACGUCUAGAUAUUUAUACUACACCAAAAUUAGUUAAAAAACAAUCGUGAAACUAUUUCUCUCUUUUCUAUUAAUUACAUUCUUUGUGAUAUAUUUUUUGACUGUUGAUCAUUACACACUUUAUAAACUUGAUUGAAUUCUGUAUUACGUAUUACUUUUGUCUGUAUUGACAAAGACUAUUCACGAGUGAUAUUUUCAGUUCAAAAUUCUUCAGUUGUUUGUCCUGUUCUGUUUAAUUCACUGAUCAGUCAUGAUAACCUGAAUAUAUACUCGGUUAUGAGUCACUAAGUCUCUUAGAAUUUGAACUUAAGGCUGCUGAUAAAAGUCUGUAAGAUCAAGGACAGUCUAUGAUUGUUGUAAGUGUAAUCUGAAUCUAAAAGUGAUGACUGUUUCCAGUGAGUUUGGUUGUAAUCCCGUUGUUACGUGGAUAUUUGAUGCUAACAAACAGUCAGAUAGAUGGUGUUUUAAGUAGGCACCCUAUUACUUGUUUUUGAGUGAAGAUAAUAAUUAUGGUACAUAACGAAAGACAGUAUAAAAUAAGAUGUAUUUUGACAAGAAAGGUCUGUACGACUGGAGUGCGAUUGAUCGGAUUUAGUGUUACUUGAAGCAAUGGGGGUUCAUAUCUUAGUACGGGAAGUGGUUAUAAUCUAGAUCUUAAAUACUUCUACUCACUCAGAAUAUGCCUAUUCUACUUCCUGGCCUAUACACUUGAAUUGAAGCCUGUUACUAGAAAACAGAAUUUGGUAAUAAGAUUCUGACCUCCAUAGCAAGUUAAAGACUGAAGUAGUGAAGGUUUAGUAUAUUUUAUAUCGCGAUCAACUGCAUGUUACUGUAGUACCAUGGGUUUUUUGCUUGUAAGUGACAAAAAAUAAAUGUAUUCAGUUGAAUAUAGUAUUUGCGGUAAGAAUGAUGAAAUCGCUUUGAUCACUUAAUCCGUCAGUGGUCAAUAAAGAUAAUUGAAAAUACAGAAAGAAUAAGUGGGAGUGUAAGGAACCACGAUAUGAAAGGUCGGAAAUAAAGGGGAAGCUGUCCGAUUUCACUAUGGUGAAAGAAGUGUGGCAGUCUCAUUAUGUUUGGAUAGACUGGUAAGUGAUAUCCCUGUAAGAAUAUAUUUUUUUUCAAAUUGUGUCUAAAAAAUUUUCACGCGUAUUUUGUUGAGAAUAUGAGCAAUAAGUUUUUAAGAGAUGUACGAUUUAUUAUAUUUAGACAGACGAGUUUUAUUUCCAUACCAUGACGGUUUUGUUGAACUGCUCGUGCUAUUGCCCUUUAUCUUUAAUUUUCAGUGUUCAGCGAGUAAAUGGUACAUUACAUUAUUUGAAUAUAUAAAUGAUUAAUAGAAAUUUAAAUGUAAUUAGGUAUUUUCUGUUAAGUAAGUAAGAAACAAUGUCUUACAUGACAUUCUAACUUUAAGUAACCCAUUUUGUCAGAGUUAAAUGUUACGUCCUCUACCUGAUCACGGCAGAAAACAGCAUACAAUUCUCAGAACUCGAACGUGAAGACCUCAACAGUCGCGAGUAAAGAGAUCGAGGAAGCGAUUAUUGGGUAGGAGUCGAAAAUGUACAGAAAAACGGGUAUUUAGAGUUCUUAGUACUGGCUAUUAUAUCAUUACAAUCCGCAUUCAGGAAGGUAUUAUAGUUGUCUAAUAGUAGCAUACAACGUUGAUAUCCCUGAAGCCAUCUUCACGUUCUCGUCAGACAGAAUCUCUACACCUUACUUAAAGCCUUUGGAGGCAUGGUGCUUUUGAAGCCGUCUCAACAUUAACCAAAGUAUAAUACUAGACCUUAGCCUAUGCAAAUAACUCAUGAAUGUAGGUUUAACAAACAAUCUUUAGACCAGGAAUUGUUCUAUCUUAGGAAGACUAGAAAUAUGACCAAUGUCAAUUGUGGAAGUAAGUAGGCUUCAACUUUGUUAGGAUUGUUUUUAUACUAAUAACAGGUUAACAACUAUUUAUUGACGAGUUUCAUUGCUACAAGGCGUCUCGCUGUAUAAAUUAUCCUAAAGCAAGUUGUAUUCCGAGGACAUGCAAAAGUACACCAAUCUCUCUAGUCCUCAGAAAGUUUCUUCCAACAUUUACAAAAACUAACAAUCGCUGACUUGUAGAGGUAGAUAAAUUUCUAAAUAAGAAGUUCCAUAAGUCACCCACAAUGAUUCUGACCCCAUUAGAUUUACUGAACACGCCCAUCUGAGGGUGCUCAGUCACGCAUUUACAACAGAUCACGAAUGGGCAAGCUGUGUUACGCAUCACUUGUAACUGUUAACCAGCUUAGAUCAGAUACUUUCUAAUAUAUCGAUAGCAUUUCAAAUAUAACGUCGAACCACUGAAUCUCGGUUUGACUGUGCUCGGAUACUUCGGUUGUAGAGAUGUUAUAUGUGAAGGCGUUGUCAAACUCCACAUACCUUUGACAUCUUUAGUCUCAGCAUUAAACAGAUCAAAAUUGGGCUCUGAUGUCUAGUUUAUCACAGUCAUCAUAUAGAUUGAAACUAUAGAGGACUAAGUUGUCCAAACGUUUGUAAAUGUCCACGCUUUUUGAGACGAAUCAAAUGCAUCGUUUUACCGGUUUGCAAUUUCAGAUUUGAAGGCUAGUCUGUUGUCGUCUGUCAGACCUCCAUGAAUUUCGAACUAGUUAUUUCGCACCAAGACUUUUCAUCAUCACCAUAAUAGCGAAUUCCUAGAAACAGCCGCUAUGAAAAUCUGUUCACAUAAGUUUGAAAGCUAACCUUUAAGAAGACAUAUGUACUUUCUGGACUCGGAUAGAACGAACAACUAUAAUAAGUAGUAACUGGAUUGAAUGCAAUAAAAAGACCAGUAAUAAUCAUACUUGUCCAAUGAGCAGGGAUUAACCAGAAUGCGAGUUAGAGACAACAUAAUUGUAGCUGUAAAUAAUUCCCCAAAAUCAAUAGCUCAUUAAGUGUUCGACAUUGGAUGCUGACCACGUUGUUUAAGUGGACUUGUUUAGCUGA